Mangifera indica (mango) is the source of this 2214-nucleotide messenger RNA. RefSeq names its product zinc finger protein MAGPIE. The record is from RefSeq and is a predicted model, not a curated record. Bases 360 to 1742 code for a protein of 460 amino acids. Gene Ontology annotation, cellular component: nucleus. Gene Ontology annotation, molecular function: DNA-binding transcription factor activity. The transcript has 3 exons. Lineage: Eukaryota; Viridiplantae; Streptophyta; Magnoliopsida; Sapindales; Anacardiaceae.
AUUUGGGGUUUUCUUUCUUUCUUUCUUUCUUCUCAACUCAACCUCCCUCUUCCUUCACUACUGCUUCUUCACAACUUUAACUUUUCACCGCCUCCCCCGAAAAUAUUAGUAUUCUAUUCCACCUAAAAGAAAGGUAAUUAAAUUGAUUGCACCAUUUUGGAGAGAGGGAGAAAGAAAGCAGUGAGGGAUCCACUCUUUGCUUAUAAGCUUGUGUUUGUUUAGGGUUCAUACACCCAAUAACAGAUUACCUAUUCUCUUUGGUUUUCUGCCUAAUUACAAUCAUAAUUCUCCCUUUCAUUAGCUUAUCUUUAUUUCUGACCAAACCAACAACUACAGCAGCUUCAAAGAUUUAAGAUAAGAUGGCUGAAGAAAAAAAUCCAAUUCCAAAUGGUUUUGAUCAGAGCUCAGUCGGUGGAUCAAAUCCUCCUGUUGCAAAGAAGAAGAGAAACCUUCCAGGAAACCCAGAUCCUGAAGCUGAAGUCAUAGCCUUGUCACCGAAGACUCUGAUGGCCACCAACAGAUUCUUGUGUGAAAUAUGCGGAAAGGGUUUUCAAAGAGAUCAGAAUCUGCAACUUCAUCGACGAGGGCAUAACCUUCCAUGGAAGCUGAAGCAAAGAACUAGCAAGGAAGCAAGAAAACGCGUUUAUGUUUGUCCCGAAAAAACCUGUGUCCAUCACCAUCCUUCUAGGGCUCUCGGUGACCUAACAGGCAUUAAAAAGCACUUCUGUAGGAAGCAUGGAGAGAAAAAGUGGAAGUGUGAGAAGUGCUCAAAGCGAUACGCUGUGCAAUCCGACUGGAAAGCCCACUCGAAAACCUGUGGCACUAAGGAAUACAAAUGUGAUUGUGGAACUAUAUUUUCCCGGCGGGAUAGCUUUAUCACCCACAGAGCAUUCUGCGAUGCCUUGGCAGAAGAAACUGCAAGAGUGACGGCAGCAUCAAACAUGAACAACUUGGCCAACAGUGGUCUCAAUUAUCAGCUUAUGGGGACUCCACUAGGGCCAACCAUGGCGCAACAUUUCUCUGCUGUUUUUAAGCCAAUCUUAAGCAAUGACGAUACAAUGGAUCAAACAAAGAGAGGACUCUCUUUGUGGAUGGGUCAAGGAUCUCAAGCUCAUGAAACAGUAGGCAAUAAUCUCCAAGAAAUUCAUCAACUUGGUACUGUGAAUUCAGGAUCCCUCUUCGGGGAUCCUCUUGUUUCUUGUUCAAAUCCUCCACCAUCCGAUUACCAGUUAAAUUGGGUGUUCGGAAAUAAGCUCUCUCCAAAUAAUAAUGGUGAAGCCCUAUCAAGCACUUCACUCCCAUUAAGCGAUGUCAAGGGAACUGGAACUCAGCUUGUGAGUGUUCCUUCUCUGUAUAGUUCCCAACACUCUCAUCACGCGACGUCGGCUAAUAUGUCAGCGACAGCCUUGUUGCAAAAAGCUGCACAAAUUGGAGCAACUUCAACAGACUCCUCGUUCUUAGGGAGUUUUGGGUUGAAGUGCAGCAAUAAUCAAGUUCAAGAUGGUAACAAAUACUGUGGAUUGUAUGGUUCAAAUUCAAACCCAGUAGGCAUCAAUCUCGGAAGCGAUGUGGAGAACUCUGGGAGUGACAUUACAACUUUGAAUCAGCUGCAAAUGUACCCGGCAGCCAAACGCCGGCACUUGCAGAGUGAUGACAGUAGAGGAGGACAAACCAGAGACUUCCUAGGUGUUGGCGUGCAAGCUAUCAGUUGUCACCCAUCAUCCAUCAAUGGAUGGAUUUAAUUAAUAUGCUCAAAUUACAAGGGAAUUGCAUGAGUUGCAUAUUUCCUCAAUGGAAAAGCAAGUUGAUACAAUUAAGUGGAGUUGAAGUGUGGGAGAAAGAAAGAGGAAAUUUAUUAAUUAGAAACUUUACGGAGAGAAGAAAAGGUAGGCAUUGAGUGCUUAAUGGGAGUUUAAUUAAAAGUUGUGUACUGAGAAAAACUAUUCAAAGAGCCCAAGGAGAACAUCCAUGCAUAUUCUGUUGAACCCCUUUGAAGAUGGCUGUUUUUAUUUUUGAUAAAAAAGGGGGGUGAAGUGGUGGGGGCAAAACAAUACCCCCUUUUAAGCUCUAUUAUUGCAAUCUUUCAUCUGUGUUGUGGUUACUGUCUUGUCCAACUGGAUUUAAAAGAAUAUUUCCAGUUACAAAAGGCUUUGAUUCUAGCACAAAUAGCCUUUAGGCCCUGUUGUUUAAAAUAAACUAUAGCUUUUCCCUUCA